This is a messenger RNA of Cuscuta epithymum, 2056 nucleotides long. The record is from the annotation of a GenBank genome assembly. NCBI's taxonomy places the organism in Eukaryota, Viridiplantae, Streptophyta, Magnoliopsida, Solanales, Convolvulaceae.
UUUAGUCGCGAGUCAUUUCGUUCACCGACACGGCGACACCGCCAAAGUGAACUGUGUCCUCUUCUUCCCCUCCGCUUUUGAACUGAACUGUGUCCUCGGCUGAACACACAUCGGCUGCUGCCGCUCCUCCUUGCUCCCCCGUCACUAGAUCGCUGGAAGCGGCGAAGACGCCCCUUGCCUCCUUGGGACCUCGGCUCCUAGCGACCCCGCUCCACCCUCAACUCGACUGCCCAACCUAGUCAUCUGUCUUCGCCUUAUCCUUUGGACAAUUGGUCUCCCAGCUGAUGAAUUGACGAAAGCGGCACGUAUUGAGGUUGAGAAGUCAAAGGGAAGAUAAAAGCUCUGAAACAGGAAAACGGAGGUAGGAUGAGGAGUAAAGGGGAGAAAGAGGAAUCAGCAAGGGAUUCCAUAAGUAUACUGGCAGUGGUUUCAAUUUUUACUGUGUUUGUAGUUGGAGUAGUCAUUGGGUUAGCUUCGAGCACACACAUCGAUAAAUACAUGAACUUUCAAACUCAACAGCCCCACACAAACACUGCCUUCCUUGAUUCAGGAAAUAAUUUUUUUUGUGAGGAUUGUUUGAGCAUGGAGAGUUUUAUCCAUCCUAGCACUUUGAAUCAUGGAAUGAAAGAUGAUGAGUUGUUCUGGAGGGCAUCAUUGGUGCCCACAAAGAAUGAGUACCCCUUUCAGCGGGUGCCCAAGGUGGCUUUCAUGUUCUUGACCAGAGGGGCAUUGCCUAUGAUGCCUUUGUGGGAGAGGUUUUUUGAUCGCCAGGACAAGAACAAGUAUGGAAUUUAUGUGCAUGCCCCUCCAGGGUAUGAGUUCAAUGUGGCCAAUAACUCUGUUUUCUACAACCGCCAAAUCAAGAGUCAGAAAGUUGAGUGGGGAUCAGUAUCACUGGUUGAUGCGGAGAAGCGGCUUCUGGCCAACGCUCUUCUUGACUUUUCAAACGAACGGUUCCUUCUUUUGUCCGAAAGCUGUAUCCCACUUCACAGUUUUCCCACUGUCUACAAAUACCUCACUGAAUCACACCAUAGCUUUGUUGAAUCAUAUGAUGACCCGUCACGUUACGGUCGUGGCCGCUACAACCGUAGGAUGAAUCCCAAUAUCAAGCUCCCAGAUUGGAGAAAAGGGUCUCAAUGGUUCGAGAUGGGCCGUAUUUUGGCUAUCAAGAUAGUUUCGGAAACAAAAUACUACAACCUGUUUAAGAGUUACUGUCAUCCUUCUUGCUACCCCGAUGAGCAUUACAUUCCAACUUAUCUUCACAUGUUCUACGGACCCAUGAAUGCUAACCGUUCCGUGACUUACGUUGAUUGGUCGCUGGGUGGUCCGCACCCGGCAACAUAUGCUGCUGUCAACAUUACUGAAGGCUUCCUGGAGGGUAUAAGGUACAAUGGCACUUCUUCAUGUUCCUACAACUCCGGGAAAACGCAACUGUGUUACUUGUUUGCUAGAAAGUUUGCACCAAGUGCUAUUGAGCCUUUACUAAACAUAUCUUCCAAAGUGAUGGGGUUUUAAAAGUUUUGACUGAUAUUUUUUCCCUGUUCCUUUGUAAUUUGCUUGACCAUCCUUACAGAGGGGUUUGGCAUUUGAUGUGAUUUAGGCUACUUAGUUUCAUUGUUCUUUAUAGGGCAGUGUAUAGUUUAGGAGUUGGUCCAAUAAAUUAGUACCGAAGCAUUCAUGUAUGUACACUAGGUCAACCCUUAACUGCAAAAAGCUUCUCAAAAGAGAGGCAUAUGAGAUACUGCAAUUUUCACCCACCUAAAGAAGAAGCAAUGGAGCCAAAGAUUCAAUAUUUUUUGGCUUGAGAAUAUGAUGGAAUAAAGCAAAAUGGCUCACCAAACUGUCUGCUCUUCUUUGUUAUAAAGCAGCAGUCAGUCCAUGCAAUUUUGGAUGCAAUUUUCGGUCAUCCGGAAACAGUCUCUCUGUGCUUUGCGGCACUGGGGCAAAUGAUGAUUGAUAUAUAUAAUAAUAUAAAGAAAGACGCAAUGCCCCAUUUUCAUUUUAUUACUUGUUGGUUGUUCUGCAUCCAUAUCCAGCAUGUUGGCAAUGAUGGAAU